Brachypodium distachyon (stiff brome) is the source of this 3080-nucleotide messenger RNA. RefSeq names its product protein NBR1 homolog. Gene Ontology annotation, molecular function: zinc ion binding; protein binding. NCBI's taxonomy places the organism in Eukaryota, Viridiplantae, Streptophyta, Magnoliopsida, Poales, Poaceae. The transcript has 7 exons. The record is from RefSeq and is a predicted model, not a curated record. The coding region runs from base 213 to 2762 and encodes 849 amino acids.
UAAAAGAGGAAGCCCUUGCAUCGAGCCGUGGCACAUCGCCACUCUCCCCCACGCCCACCACACCGUUCACCACCGCCGCUGCGGCUUACGGCUACGCAGCGCACGCCCCCCUCGCCGCUCUCUAGGGUUCGCUCCGCCAACUCCGUUUAAGGUUCUGCCUGCCGGUCCGCACGAUCGCCGCCUCGUCCUCUCCCGAGGGUUUCUCCGCCGCGAUGUCCGGCCGGAGCUCGCCGCCGUUCGACGGCCUCGCGCCGGGACCCAACUCCGAAUGGGAUGUUGUCGUCAAGGUCAAAUAUGGUGACACACUCAAGAGGUUCAACGGCUAUGUCAAUGGAACACAUUUCACUCUGAAUUUAUCUGCUCUUCGGUCCAAAAUUGCAAGUGCUUUUAAGUUCGCCCUGGAUGCUGACUUCAUUCUGACUUACACUGAUGAGGACGGGGAUGUUGUCAUGCUGGAUGAUGACGAAGACUUGCAUGAUGCAGCUAUCAAGCAGGAGCUGAAUCCUCUGAGGAUUAAUGUUCAGUUAAAGAACAGCCAUGCUGGUGCAUCUCAGGUCAUCCAGCAGGAAUCAAGUCCUACGCCGCUUAGGGCCAUCGUUCAGGAAGAUCCAUUUGCUCAGAUAAAAUCAGUUAUUGAUGAAGCUUUAAAACCCACACCAAACCCUUUGAGACCCAGUACAAUUGAAAAAGAUCCACUGGCUCAUUUGAAAUCAGCUAUUGAUGAAGCUAUGAAGUCUAUCCAUGAGCCUGAUUCCCUUGCAAAGCUAUCUCGUGAAAUACUUGAUGCAGCACCACCACAAUUAACUGGACUGAUAACACCUUUUGUGAACUUGAUCACAUCAACCAACAAUAGCCUGUCUAAUGGGCAUGUGGAUAGUUCAUCUGGCUCUUCAACUGGUGUACCACAAGCACAGGUGGAUCCCAAAGCUAAUGAUGAGCCCAAAGUUGAGGCAAAGGGGAGUUCGCGACCCUUGAAUGCACAGAACUCCGAGUCAUCUGAGAAAGGAGGUCCUAAGAGUGUAGUAGUAGAGACCCCUGUUGCACAUGUUACGGAAGCUUCUCAAGGCCAACAACCUUCAUUAUAUCCUUCUGUUGAGGAGUUGCUGUUCGCCACUAAUUCAGGUGGUAACAGCUCUUCCUGGAAGGGGAAAUCUGUCAUGCCAUCUGCUGCACCAGUCGCCAUUCCUCCCGUUCCUGAUUUUCGUCCGAGUCCCCCAACUGUACUUGGAAAUGAGUGGUUUCAGCCACGAAGAUGGGCAGAUGGAUGGUCCCAGCCAAGGUCCAUUUGGCAAACUGAAACUAAUGCAAAACCAGAUAGCGAUUCCAAAUGGCGCAUUCCAAUGUAUAAAGCGCCCCACCCGUUCCCGCCAGUGCCCCCUGCACCUCAGGGCUAUGGACAUGUCCCACGAUUUCCUUACCCCGGUCGCCUUUUAUCUCCUGGACGUCUAUAUGGUAGUCCUGGUAACAACGGUGAGAACUCACUGCGAACUUCUCAUAGAUGGAUUCAGUGCGAUGGUUGUGGAGUGCAACCAAUUGUUGGACCACGCUACAACUCUAAUGUGAAAGAAGAUUAUGAUCUGUGUGAUGUCUGCUUUAAUCGCAUGGGCAAUGAGGUUGAAUACACCAGAAUAGACAAGCCAAUCUUACCUCACAAAUUAUCUCGGGACCCUAAUUUGUGCCGGAAGAUCCAUUCACGUGCUGCGAUGAAGUCGAAGAGGGAGAAACUUGAAAGCCGCUUCAUUUUGGAUGUUACUGUACUGGAUGGGACACUUAUGUCACCAUCAACCUCAUUUACUAAGAUUUGGCGCAUGCACAACAAUGGGUCUAUCAUGUGGCCUUUGGGCACACAGCUUAUUUGGGUUGGUGGAGAUCAGUUUGCACUGCAGACCUCUGUCCCAUUAGAGAUUCCAGUGAAUGGAUUCCCAGUGGAUCAGGAGAUGGAUGUUGCUGUUGAUUUUGUGGCACCUGAGAGGCCUGGGAGGUAUAUAUCUUACUGGAGACUGGCAUCACCUUCUGGUCAAAAAUUUGGUCAGCGAGUUUGGGUUCAUAUCCAGGUGGAAGAUCCAUCUUUUGUUAGUGAUAGCAGGACUGCUGCUAUGAACUUGAAUCUCCCCAUGGAAAGCAAUAGCACGAACACAAGUAAUUUGAUUGAUGUCAAUAUCGAACCUGUCGAUCAAGUCCUCGGUGAACAUGUCAAAAGCACUAAAGUGGAACUCCUUCAGCCUUUAAUACACCACGAAGCCUCUGAGCCCAAGAAAUCUCCCUCUGCAUCUGUAUCUGCUCCUUCACCCAUUGUUGAUGUUCCCUCGUCUAGUACAAAUGCUGCUUUUGUGCCAAGUAUGUAUGUGCUUGCGCCUGAACCCAUCACAAGCCCUGUGAUUACACCUGCCAAUGUACCCACGAGUCUGCUUCCAAGUGCUCCUGUGAGCGUGCCUGUGCCUUCAGCGACACCUGUGGUUGAGGCGGCAUCUGAGCCUCUUGACAUUGAUAGUCUUACUGAGGAGAAACUGCUACAGGAGCUGGAGGAAAUGGGCUUUAAGCAGGUUGAUCUGAACAAGGAGAUCCUCAGGCAGAAUAAGUACAACCUGGAGCAGUCUGUGGAUGAUCUGUGUGGCGUCAAUGAAUGGGACCCUCUGCUCGCGGAAUUGCAUGAAAUGGGUUUUUAUGACACGGAGACAAACAAGGAGGCGCUUGCCAAGAAUGGAGGAAGCAUCAAGCGCGCUGUGAUGGACCUCAUCGCCAGGGAGAAGAAGGACAAGUGAAGAUCGUGUGCUCUUGAGCGGAGCACGUAGUUAUGGAUAUCUAAUUAUACGUGUGUAAAUAAUGCUGCUACAGUUGUCUUGUAGCUUUGCUUAUGAAGUGUGGUGAACUCUGUUGUUGAUGCGACUGUGUCGCUUGUUAAGAACUCUUGUGUUAUGUGCGCGGGCUCGUAUCUGGAGAGCAGUAGCCUUGGCAAGGUGAACUACAUGUAAUGGGCUUUAUGGCCCCCUUAAUGAAAGCAUGGUCGUAUGUAAUUCGUACUUGGGUAGUUCUGCUGGUGCUGCAGAGGCUGCUUGUUAAGGUAUUCUUAUCAGUAUUCU